UUCACUGCCAUUCCCGCUAGCUAUAUAAGCAUCACCCGUCUUAAGCGUCUCUCUCUCUUCCCCCCCUUUUCAUUUGCUAAGUAAUUUUCUCUCCCAUUUUAGUUUUUAUAAUUUAGGCAAAGUUUUGCUUUUUAACAGCUCGCGUUGCCGAUAUUCAUCUCAGAACGUGUCCGGAGUUGAGAAGUUAAUAAAAUUAUUGGGCACAUUUGGUUGCACAGAAGCUCAUAGAUUUGACAGUACUUGUUAUUGAUUGGGUUAAGUCAGCAAGGUAAGGAAAAGAAGAAGUAAAAUCAGGGAAACUUGUUCACGCAAUAAGUGUUUUACCUAGAGCUUGUGAACUUUGAAAGAGAGAUUAUGUGGGUUUAUGUCUCUGUUUUAGUGUUGACAUAAUAUUCUAGUUAGUCUAGAUACCAGUCAGGCCUGGCUUUAGAGAGCUACUUAGGCUCCAGUCACGAAGGGGUGGUGCUCCCCAUGGCACCUUCUCGGGUGGCUGGAGGGUUAGCCCAUUCAUCAUCAAGUUCUGGAAUAUUCUAUCAAGGAGACGGGCAAUCACAGAAUGCUGUUGACUCUCACUUAAGCUCGUGUUUUGGUAACACAUCCAACUCAUUUCUUGGAAAUGGACGUUUAAAUCUUGGUCCUGUUUCUGGUGACAUGAGUAAUGCAGUUCUAAAUAGUGUUGCAAAUUCAGGGCCAAGUGUUGGAGCUAGUUCAUUAGUCACAGAUGCAAAUUCUGCACUAUCAGGGGGACCCCGAUUGCAGAGAAGUGCUAGCAAUAACACAGACUCAUACUUACGUUUACCUGCAUCACCCAUGUCAUUCUCAUCAAAUAAUAUUAGUAUUUCGGGGUCAUCAGUUAUGGAUGGUUCUUCUGUAGUACAGCAGAGCUCUCAUCAAGACCAGAAAGUUCAGCAAUUGCAAAAGAAUCAUGAGCAAAUCCAGGGUGCUUCCAGUGCAACAUCUUUGCCUGCAGCCCAAACUGGCUCUGCUCCACCGCCAAUGGGUACGAGAGUUCCUUUGAUACAAGAUCCAAAUAAUCUAACCCAGAUGCAGAAGAAACCUCGGAUGGAUAUCAAGCAAGAAGAUAUAAUGCAUCAGCAGGCAAUACAACAGCUUCUUCAGAGGCAGGACCCCAUGCAGUUCCAGGGUCGUAAUCCCCAACUACAGGCUGUGCUUCAGCAGCAUAGAUUGAGACAACAGCAACAGCAGCAACAAAUCCUUCAGUCAAUGCCACAGUUACAGAGGGCUCACUUGCAGCAACAACAGCAGCAGCAACAACAACAUAUGCAAUUGAGGCAGCAAUUACAGCAACAAGCAAUGCAGCCGUCGUCUGCCAUGAAGCGCCCAUAUGAUAGUGGGGUGUGUGCCCGUCGUUUGAUGCAAUACCUAUAUCAUCAAGGACAGCGACCAAAUGAUAAUAGUAUUGCCUACUGGAGAAAGUUUGUUGCUGAAUAUUACUCUCCUCGUGCAAAGAAGCGGUGGUGUUUGUCAUUAUAUGAUAAUGUUGGGCAGCAUACUCUUGGUGUUUUCCCCCAAGCGGCUAUGGAUGCAUGGCAAUGCGACAUAUGUGGUUCUAAAUCUGGACGGGGCUUUGAGGCAACUUUUGAAGUACUCCCCAGACUUAAUGAAAUCAAAUUUGGCAGUGGGGUGAUUGAUGAGCUUAUGUUUUUGGACUUUCCCCGUGAGUAUAGAUUACCUUCUGGUUUAAUGAUGUUAGAAUAUGGAAAGGCAGUUCAAGAGAGCGUCCAUGAGCAACUUCGUGUUGUUCGUGAGGGUCAACUUCGCAUCAUAUUUACACAAGAUCUGAAGAUAUUAUCUUGGGAGUUUUGUGCAAGGCGGCAUGAAGAACUUCUUCCUCGAAGAUUGGUUGCACCCCAGGUCAGCCAAUUGGUUCAAGUGGCUGAAAAGUGCCGGAGUUCUAUCACUGAAAGUGGAUCUGAUGGGAUUUCUCAGCAGGACUUGCAGACAAACAGAAAAAUGGUAAUAACAGCUAGGUGUCAGCUGGCAAAGAGUUUGGACUUACAGUCUCUGAAUGACUUGGGUUUCUCAAAACGCUAUGUGAGAUGUUUGCAGAUAUCGGAGGUUGUGAAUAGUAUGAAAGAUCUGAUGGAUUUCUGCCGAGAGCACAAAGUUGGGGCACUUGAGGGCUUAAAAAAUUAUCCUCGACAUGCAACUGCAGCCAAGCUCCAGAUGCAAAAGAUGCAAGAGAUGGAACAGUUAGCGAGUGUUCAAGGUCUGCCAACUGACCGAAACACGCUUAGUAAGCUAAUGGCUUUGCAUCCUGGAUUGAAUAACCAAAUCAGCAAAAAUCCUAACCUUGGUAAUCGUGGUACUUUGAGCGGAUCUGCACAAGCUGCAUUGGCACUGACUAACUACCAUAAUCUCCUCAUGAGGCAAAACUCCAUGAAUUCAAACCCUAACUCACUUCAGAGAGAAGCAUCUUCUUCCUUCAGUAAUUCAAACCAGAGUCCCUCUUCUCACUUUCAAGGUGCCGCUGCUGCUUUGCUUCCAGGCUCCAUGCAGAAUUUACCUGUCAGUGGUUUCUCAAGUCCCCAUCUAUCUCCACAGCAUCAGCAGCAGCAUCUACAGCAACUUAAACAGCGCUCAUUAAGUGCGAAUAGUUUACUGCAGCAAAAUCAUCCGCAGGGCUCCCAAACAAAUCAAGCUCUACCUCCCCAGAUGCUCCGGCAACUAGUUCAGGAAUUGUCGAAUAACAGCAGUGGAGGAGUUCAACCGCAUUUCCAUGCUGGGCCCAACCCUAAUGGAAGUAUUACAAGUAAUGGUUUGGGUUUUGGAGGUAACCCUCCACCAGCAACUGGAGGAACUUCCAACGUUUCAGGAAGUAAUGGACCUGCUGCUCCUGGCAGAAGCAACAGCUUCAAAGCUCCUUCAAACAGUGAUUCUUCUGCAGCUGGUGGGAACAAUGGAUUUAACCAAAGAACUUCUGAUAUAUCACAAGAUCUCCACCUGCAAGAUGUGGUUCAGGAUAUUGCCCGUGAGUUCACUGAUAAUGGCUUCUUUAACAGUGACCUCGAUGACUAUGCUUGGAAGGAAUGACUAACAUAACUCGGCUCAGUAAUUGCCUAAUUGGCACAUCUGGGGAAGCAAGGGUUCAGCAAAUUAUCUCUGUACAGGAUAUUUUGAAUACCUGCUUUUUACCAUAUUGAUGCUAUUUGUUGUGACAUGGUGCUGUUGUACUUAAGUAGGCUUUUAGAGAUCUUGUUUGAGGAUUUUGUGUCACACCUGCAAGUGUAAUGUAUGGGACAGUUUGUCAGCUUCGUAUUUAUAUACUACUACACUAGGUCCACUGCCA
Prosopis cineraria is the source of this 3310-nucleotide messenger RNA. RefSeq names its product probable transcriptional regulator SLK2. The transcript is spliced from 10 exons. The coding region runs from base 472 to 3054 and encodes 860 amino acids. The record is from RefSeq and is a predicted model, not a curated record. Gene Ontology annotation, biological process: negative regulation of transcription by RNA polymerase II; positive regulation of transcription by RNA polymerase II. NCBI's taxonomy places the organism in Eukaryota, Viridiplantae, Streptophyta, Magnoliopsida, Fabales, Fabaceae. Gene Ontology annotation, cellular component: transcription regulator complex; nucleus.